Messenger RNA from Camellia sinensis, 795 nucleotides. The record is from RefSeq and is a predicted model, not a curated record. Lineage: Eukaryota; Viridiplantae; Streptophyta; Magnoliopsida; Ericales; Theaceae.
AUGAAGGAAAAUUGGGCAAUCAUCAAGAAGGAGACCAAGGAGGUUGUAAGUCUUUUGUUGUUGAUGGGUUUUCAAGUUGGAAGAAGAAAGAAAGUUUUCUCCAAGCUACUUGAUGAAACCAACAGUGAUUAUAGAGUUCGAUUGACUGCAUCAAUUGAUUGCAUCCGACUUCUUUUGCGACAAGGGAUUCCAUUACAUGGGCAUGACGAAUUUGAAGAUUCGAGCAACCAAGGAAACUUUUUUGAGCUUUUGAUGCUUCUUUCAGAUCAAAAUGAGAAUCUCAUAACUGUUUUGUCAAAAGAUGUUCCUGAACACCUUAAAUUGACAACACCUAGUAUUCAAAAGGAUAUUGUUAAUGCCAUUGCGGUUGAAACUACCAAUGCUAUUGUUAGAGAACUUGGUGAUGGCAUAUUUUUCAAUGUGGAUGGUAGGGGCUAUGUAAUUGUGCAUUUUUUGGGUGUUAAGCAAAUUUCUAGUUCUAGUGUUCUUUCAUUUAAGAAGGCGGCUGAAGACUUAUUUUCUACACAUAUUGAAGACAUAUCUAGGUUGCGUGGACAAAGUUAUGAUGAGGUUAAUAAUAUUGAUAUGCAAGGUGAGUUCAACAAAUUCACUACACUUAUAAUGGAGGAGAAUGAAAGUUAUUAUGUUCAUUGUUUUUCUCAUAAACUUGAAUUAACUCUUGUGGAGGCAGCAAAAAGUCAUAUCCAUACUGCAAAACUCUUUUACAUGGUUUCUAAAGUAGUUAAGGUUGUUGGAGCUCCAUGUAACCAUCAAGAUGUUCCUCGGGAGAAGUAA